Molecule: messenger RNA, 615 nt
Organism: Closterium sp. Yama58-4
Lineage: Eukaryota; Viridiplantae; Streptophyta; Zygnematophyceae; Desmidiales; Closteriaceae
Source: the annotation of a GenBank genome assembly
AUGGAUAUUUCAACGGCAUUCCUGAAUGGGAUUUUAGAGGAGGAUGUCUACAUGACGCAGCCGCCUGGGUAUGAGGAUGGUACGGGCAGGAGAGGAGAUGGGAUUCAGACCAGCAGCUGUGAUGAGAGCCUCUUUCUCAAGGGCGAGGGGGAGAAGCUGGUGCUGUUUCUGGUCUACGUGGACGACAUUCUUCUCUUCAGCAGCAGCAUGAAGGAGAUCCAGAAAGUGCAGCAGCAACUGAUGGAAAACUUCAAGUGCAAGAACCUUGGGGAGGUAAAGUACUACCUCGGGAUGCACGUGGAGAGGGAUCCUGAUCACAGGUGGUUGAAGCUGCACCAGGAGAAGUUCAUCAAGGAGCUGGAGGAGAAGGUGGUGCAGAAUCCAUCAGAGGAGCAGGUGGAUGCAGCUGAGCGUGUGGUGAAGUACCUGAACUCUCACCCAAGCAUUGGAGUUCAAUACUCCGCAUCUGCACAGGUGAAGCAGAAAGGGGUGGAGGUGCUGAAAGAGAAGGGGGAGAGGCUUGAGAAGGCAAGCUCUUUCUCACUUGCUUUACUGAUGCUACUUGGGCUUCUGAGAAGGAAGAUUCUUCAUCUGUGGGAGGAUACAUCUGCGUAG